CCCCUUAAGUCAGCGCUCUCAGUAGCAUGUUGUGAAAUGAGAGCCGGUAACUUUGCACAUACAAAAAAACCCACAUACAACAAAUGUAUUCUGUGGAGUUUUGCAGAUACUAUAACAGAGUGUAAAAAUAAGGAGUUUGUUUUCCGUCCUGCAGGCCACACUUUAUUUGCAGAGGCAUUCUGUUCUUAUGACGCAUAUAAUCUAUUUGCUGUCAUAAUUCUGUAUUACAGAUCAAUUUUGUAUUGAUAUUUGGCAAUAAUGUUGUAUUUUCAACUCAAUACAACUUAAUCGCCGCAAGGGGCGGUUGUGUGCAGCAUUUCACCACCCACGUCAACAAACAUACACAAUAAAAAGGCAGGGUAGCAAAAGACACAAAGCCAAAAACAAUCCAAGGCUUUAAGCUUGAAAACAAUGUGACACAUGUAAUAAAUACAUAAAUACAAUGUAAAUAUCCCAAAAUUUAAAAAACAACAAAGUAAUAAAGUCAAAUAGUGAAAUCCUGUUAUUAAUGUCCAAAUUUUUGAUUCUGACCUCAUUAUAAUUGUAUUUAAAACAAAUUUCCCUUCAUAUGUCUUAGUUGUUGCAUAACAGUACACAGUAGCAUUUGAUUAUUAUUUUGGGGGUUUUUGCAAAAAAUUGCCUGUCAUGAUCAUGGAGUAUUACUUGAAAUUUUUCUAUACUAUUGGCAAUACAAUACCCAAGUUUAAUAAUCAAUUAUACCCAAAUUAUACUUGAUAUUGAUACUUAAUGAUGCCCUAAUCAAGAAAAUGUAUAAUAACAAUGGAUCAAAUUACUAUAUGUAUGUGAAAGGGGUCGCUUGUUGUGACGAACCCAGUUCCCCUCAACCCUACAGAGGUUUAGCAUAUUUGAGCUCAUUGUUUGGUUUUACAGCCCACACCUUUACAGUUUUGGUUCAUCACCCUCAUUGGCUUUGUUUCCAGCAGCCGCAUCAGGAAGCUGUUUUCAGGCAAAACACUGGACAAAAUCCCCCUGCACGCUGGAGACCCAAGCUAUCACCUAGCUGCUUUUUGGUCUUGCGGUCAGAGAAGAACGUAACGCUGAACGUCAGGAACGACCAAGGCCAGCUGACCGGUCAGCUCACAGUAGGACCUGAGGCUGUGGAGGCCCAGUGUCAGAGGCUGGUGGUACGCAGUAAAGACGGAGGCAGACUGUUGUUCACUGCAAAUGAGGAGGAGGUCAUCAUGACAACUGAAAAGUUCACCGUCACAGGCUCGGAAGGUGCUGUGUUCGGCCAUUCAGUAGAAACUCCCGUGAUCCAGGCGACAGCUUCUGAAGACCUGAAGCUGGAGUCUCCAACACGGACCCUGACCAUGGAAGCUCCCAGAGGGGUGGAAGUGAGCGCUGCCAAGGGGACGCUGAAGGUCAGCAGUCGAAAGGACCUACAGCUGGAGUCCACAGAAGGAGAGAUACUUUUAGACGCCAACACCAUUCAGCUGGGUAGCCUCCCGCUCGGCAUCUACACAGCGACAUCCAGCGACGCCUCAAAAGAACAGGCAGUAUACGAGGUGUGCGUCUGCCCCAGUGGCAAGAUCUACCUCUCUCCGGCAGAGAGCAGCUCCACCUGCCAGGCCAUGAGCAACAUCUGCCUCUGGAGCUGACCUGGGAGCAGUGUCGGCCAUUGGAGACCACUUAUUCUUUUUUUUUUUUUUUUACAUCGACUCUGGAGCUGCCCAGAUUCAGACUCCUCCGUUGGUACAUUUAACAGAGCGUAGAACACAUCACAGCGGAGCUGGAGCUCAAACUCUUCACUGUCUGAGUUCAGUUAGCACAGAAGCAUCCAAGUCCACCGCCUGCAGUGGUCUGCUGGAGGUCAGGACUCUGCCACGGACAGUGUUUGAGGAAUGGCAGUCAGAGCAGUCUGAAAUCAGGAAUAUCUCAUACAAACAGGAACACUUCCACUACCUUAUAUUAGAGCCAGAGGAUACACCCUUUAUUUUUCUACUUUAAGUUCAUUGUAGACAUGCUGUCUGUUUUCAAGUUUCAGAGAGAAUCGAUGAGGAAAGGUAAAACACAGGUGCCUUCAGCUUUAAAAGAAGUCAUAUUGUGACUAAUGAUGUACCUGUCUGUGCAAACGGAGAGAGAGAUAUUUAAGGGUUUUAACGUAACGAUGGUAGGAACACAAUUAAGCACAAUUCUGUCAUGUUUUUUUUAUAAUCUUAAUAGAUAUAUUAGGUUUUCCCCACUAAGUGAGUGGCUGUUUUGUUUGAAAUUAAACAUGUUUUUAUGUGGCACACAUUGUA
Molecule: messenger RNA, 2261 nt
Organism: Micropterus dolomieu (smallmouth bass)
Lineage: Eukaryota; Metazoa; Chordata; Actinopteri; Centrarchiformes; Centrarchidae
Product: zeta-sarcoglycan-like
Exons: 6
Coding region: 768-1619 (283 amino acids)
Biological process (GO): cardiac muscle tissue development; heart contraction
Cellular component (GO): sarcoglycan complex; sarcolemma
Source: RefSeq, a predicted model, not a curated record